This is a messenger RNA of Thecamonas trahens ATCC 50062, 375 nucleotides long. RefSeq lists its product as uncharacterized. NCBI's taxonomy places the organism in Eukaryota, Apusomonadida, Apusomonadidae. The record is from RefSeq and is a predicted model, not a curated record. The transcript is spliced from 2 exons. Bases 1 to 375 code for a protein of 124 amino acids.
AUGGACACCGCGCGCAUCGGCGAGCUGGUUGCGCACAAGUCGGCGCUGUGGUCGCCAGAUGUCGACAAGUUCAAGGUCAAGGGCGCAGAGUCGCUUGAGGACGCGCUCCAGAAGCAUCGCAAGCCCGAGUACGACUGGAACAAGAUGUAUGCAACCGUCAAAGCUGACAAUGCCACGCUCGAUCGGAAGACGGCGAUUGGCUUCCGUUGGCUCGCCAUCUUUGGAACCAAGUUUGGGUACUCGGACUCGCCGGUGGUGAAGGACAUUGUCGAGGCGAUCAAGAGCCUGUGGCGGGUGGGCGAGCUGCGGCGUGCUCGCGAGGAGGAGCAAGGUGGGAGCGAGGAGCCAGCCCCGAAGCGGAGGAAGGGCCUCUAA